Molecule: messenger RNA, 1367 nt
Organism: Hyla sarda
Lineage: Eukaryota; Metazoa; Chordata; Amphibia; Anura; Hylidae
Gene: REXO4
Product: REX4 homolog, 3'-5' exonuclease
Exons: 9
Coding region: 160-1362 (400 amino acids)
Biological process (GO): DNA catabolic process; rRNA processing
Cellular component (GO): nucleus
Molecular function (GO): nucleic acid binding; 3'-5' exonuclease activity
Source: RefSeq, a predicted model, not a curated record
ACAGACGGAACCCGAACGCAGAUCGUUGUUGUUCCUGUCCGGAGCGAAUUGUGUGUCGGCUUCCGGUGUAACCAUGCUUCGUGUUUGCUUGGGAGAAGUGAAGCUGUAGACUGUACAUGAGCUGCAGCAUAUGACAUACCUAUUAAUGACAGAGCAAAGAUGGCGAAGGCUGUAGUGAAGACGGACAAAGCGUCUCCAGCUGUGAAAAAUCCUCAGAACAAGAAAAAUAAGAAAAAGGAAUUCUGGAAGAAAUAUCCCAAGUUCACUGCAAAGGAAGAGAACGUUAAGAAGGUGACGCCGGCGCUGCCUCCCAAGGCCCCUGAGGAGUUUUCAUCCAACUGGAAAGUUCUACAGGCACUCCUGAAACCAGAGACCAGUAGUCCUGUCCCCACAGUCACCAACCCCCCCAAAAAACAGGACAAGGGCUUAAAAAAGGAGGAGAAAGUGAACGGUAAGGAAAAACCUGAAUCCAAACCCAAAACUGUGGCCCCCAAGGUCAAUGGGCGAAUGACGGCUGAUGAUAAAGGGGCAGAUACUACAGACAAGAGCAAAGAGAAGAAGAGAAAAUUACCUAAAGAAACUCACAGACCGGCCCUGGAUCCGAAAAAGAAGCCUAGUGAAGAAAGCCCAGCUGAGCCGCCAAAGAUAGACCUCUGGUUUGAUGGCGUGGAUCCAGAUGACAUUGAGGCUGCGCUGGGUCCAGAAGCCGGUCAAAUCGCCCGACAGAUGAAAGGAUUGCCAGAGAACAAAUCUGAUGCAGUGGACAAGGUUCUAGUGAAGGACAGAGCUUUCGAGGGACUCACAAGGACGGUCGCCAUGGACUGUGAGAUGGUCGGGGUCGGCGCCGACGGAGAAGAAAGCAUCUUGGCGCGGGUAUCCAUUGUGAAUCAGUUUGGGAAGUGUGUGUACGACAAGUUCGUGAAGCCCACGGAACGCGUUACCGAUUACAGAACGGCGGUGAGCGGGAUCAGGCCUCAGGAUAUUAAGAACGGGGAAGAUUACAAGGUUGUGCAGAAGGAAGUAUCGGAGAUCCUUAAAGGACGUAUAUUGGUCGGCCAUGCUGUACAUAACGAUCUAAAGAUUUUCUUUUUGGAUCAUCCUAAGAAAUCCAUUAGGGACACACAGAAGUACAAACCAUUCAAACAACGGGCAAAGUGCGCACGCCCAUCCUUGAAGCUGCUGUGUGAGAAAAUCCUAAAUGUAAAAGUCCAGACGGGAGAACAUUGCUCGAUCCAGGAUGCACAGGCCGCCAUGAGGUUAUACACCAUGGAGAAGAAGAACUGGGAGGCUUCCAUUAAAGCAAAAUAUAUCCGCACUAAAAAGGAGCCCCCGAAGAAGACGACAUCAUCCUCCUCCUUGUAAUCUUU